This is a messenger RNA of Scutellospora calospora, 392 nucleotides long. NCBI's taxonomy places the organism in Eukaryota, Fungi, Glomeromycota, Glomeromycetes, Diversisporales, Gigasporaceae. The record is from the annotation of a GenBank genome assembly.
ACUCAUAUAAAAGUAGUCAUAGAAAUAUAGAACUAGAACUUUUAAGAAUUGUUUUUAUAAACAAUUAUUUAGAUAAGGUUGUAUCAGAUAUACUUGAUAAUGAACUAUCUGAUUCUCUAAAAAUAUUAAAAGGAAGAAUAUCAGAUGGUAGUUUAGCUAUUUUGGAUAAAUUUGAGUUAGGAUCAGAAAUUUUUAGUUCUAUAUUUUCAGCUCACUAUAUCAAAUCUUCUAGAAUUAUAACAAGAUUUGCAGCUGAAAACCAAACAAUAGAUUCAUAUUUUGGCCAAGUUCAAUUUUAUUUUGACUACACCAUCAAUCUUCUUUCUGAUGUUGGUCAAGAUGAUGGGUGGGGUAAAAGGGGCAACACGGAUAUACAUAGCGGUUGGGAUUAA